AUGUGUUUUCACAGCCUCAAUUGCUUGCUUCGGUCAAGUUUUAUAGCUCAUUUGGUCAAUCAACAGGUAGUUCAUGAGUUUAUUGCUCUUGAACUACUCACAAUUCUACUAGAAAAUCCAACUGAUGAUAGCGUGGAGGUUGCUGUUGGUUUUGUUACAGAAUGUGGAUCAAUACAUCGGGAUCUAUCUCCCAAAGCCUUCCAUGGUAUUCUUGAGCCUUUUCGUGGGAUUCUUCAUGAGGGAGAGAUAGACAAAAGGGUUCAGUUCUUGAUUGAAGGUCUUUUUGCAUUAAGAACAUGCCAUCCAACCAUUCGUCCAGAGUUGGAUCUUGUUAAGGUGGAAGAUCAACUGACACAUAAAGUAUCUCUUCUAGAUGAAAUCGAUCCAGAGAUUGCCCUAGAUGUUUUCAAUCUGGAUUCUAAUUUCCUGGAGAACGAAAAGUGA
Messenger RNA from Lactuca virosa, 444 nucleotides. NCBI's taxonomy places the organism in Eukaryota, Viridiplantae, Streptophyta, Magnoliopsida, Asterales, Asteraceae. The record is from the annotation of a GenBank genome assembly.